Molecule: messenger RNA, 1382 nt
Organism: Loa loa (African eye worm)
Lineage: Eukaryota; Metazoa; Nematoda; Chromadorea; Rhabditida; Onchocercidae
Exons: 5
Coding region: 547-1266 (239 amino acids)
Source: RefSeq, a predicted model, not a curated record
UUUAAGUGUUUAAGCCAUUCUGAUUCCAACAUAUACGAUUGGGAACCCUGCUAAUUUAUGAUGGCAUAAAUUUAGUCACCGGAAUGGCUCAAGAAUCAUCAGCCUCUGCAACGAAAAAUCUGGUUGUAUUCACUGAAGAUCCAUUGCUGCAACGUCUCCAUCGGAUGUUUUCCGUAUUUAGUGAUAAUCAACACUAUAUAAGUUCACAUCAAGCUCAUUUUAUCAUCGGACAGUUGUUCAGGUGUUCAUUCUUGGACGCAAAUUUUGGGGUCACGCGAUUUUUAGAAUAGCCAUCAGAAGACGAAGAAACUGUAGAAGGAAUGAAUUGAAAAUAAUCUCCAAGAAUAAUCUGGGUGAAUUUUCGAAUUAAAAAUCUUAAGAAGUGUCCAGGACAUUGCACCUCAUUUAUUUAAUUGUCGAUGAAGAUAGUGGAAAGACGUACUCGUUUCUAACUAUUCCAGAUUAAAUCAUGGAACUCAGCAGGCACAGAACGGUUUAUCAGCUUUGGUACAGUCCGACCCCGUAACCUUCCAUGAUUUGUUACGGAUGUGUGAUUUACUAUUCCCAGAUCGAAAACAGUUCGAACCAUUGGUAGAUCGGAUUUUUGAGCGAUAUGUACAGCAUAUUAUUUGUAAGGGCUUUCUACUACACUGCAGCAAAAGUGAUGAAAAGAAGCGUUGCCUGAUAAGAAACAAUAAUUCCAAAUGGCGGGCUUACUGGUGUACCGUAACACCUGGUGCGAUACAUCUGUGGCCUUUGCAUAAAUCGACAACUGUUAGAAACAGGAGAACAAUCGUUACCGGUCAGACAUCAUCUGUUCAAGUAGGCACAUUCGAUGAGGAACGAUUUACGUGGUUACUUGCUACAGAAUCGAAACAGAAAUACAGAUUUGGUCAUUUCGAUGAAUUAAGACGAAAACACUGGAUAUUCGCAAUGAAUAUGGCUAUAGAACGGAGAUCGGUGGAGGAUUUACGGAAAUAUGACCGGGAAUGUUCGUAUAGCACAGAGUGCCGUGUACUACGAGACAAAAAUUUGUCCUGGAGACUGGCACUUGAGUCUGAAAAUGAACGGUUGAUGCAGUUGCUAGACAAUCAAAGAAGGGCUCUUCGCGACGAGGAAAUCGUUAGAACGAUAGCUGCUAGGAUGCUUGACGAAGAACGUGAGAGGCGUGAAAAGCUGGAAGAAAAGUUGCAGGAAUUGGUUAGGAAUGUCGAUGAAAAUUGCAAUAGUGACUCCCGAACGACAAAAAGCUUGCUGGAAGGUUGAAACUUCUAAGCAUUGGAUAAGAACAUAAAAGACGAUUGGCUUAAGUGUGACGUACAGAGAACUUUUUUCCAUCUGAAAAGACUGGUACUUUGAGCUAAAUGAUAAAUUUUUGCUGC